Messenger RNA from Arabidopsis thaliana (thale cress), 2046 nucleotides. RefSeq names its product GCR2-like 1 (gene GCL1). Gene Ontology annotation, biological process: carbohydrate metabolic process; peptide modification. Bases 209 to 1510 code for a protein of 433 amino acids. Lineage: Eukaryota; Viridiplantae; Streptophyta; Magnoliopsida; Brassicales; Brassicaceae. The record is from RefSeq and is marked reviewed. The transcript has 5 exons.
CAAAUUUCUUUUAAAAGAAGAAAAAUCCAUUACAGUAAUUUUAUUUGGUCUAAUAGAACUAAAAUAAAUAAAGAUAAAUAAAAAAACAGAAACUAUAUAAAUAGCGGCUGUUAUAAAAACUACAAAUAAAUAUAACUCCCGUAUUUGAUUCUUUCUUCAAGAUAUCAAUCAAGAUCAAGAGUAAGACAGAGACACAAAGGCGAGAGCUAUGUCGUCGUCGGUGGAUUUCGUGACGGAACAGGGGAGAUGCGGCGACGAUGGUAACGGCGCCGGAGAGACAGUAAAGAAUGGCGAAAUUGAUCAUUUGCUUUCCGAACCGUCGGCUCCGACUAUUUCUCUCCCUACGGAAUCUUUCCUCAGAGCAGCGACGUUACUCAAGAACCAGGUUGUGGAGGCCACGUGGAAAGGUGGUGUCGAAGCUCUUGCCUCUGGUUCGGGUCCAGUGCUGGAUCCGACUGUGUACACAGGACUACUCGGCACAGCGUUCACCUGCUUGAAGUCGUACGAGGUAACGCGGAACCAUCAAGAUCUGCUAACUUGCGCAGAGAUAAUCGACACGUGUGCCAACGUUGCGCGUGCCACAACCAGGCACGUGACAUUUUUAUGUGGAAGAGGAGGAGUUUGUACGCUUGGUGCAAUUGUAGCCAAUUACAGAGGGGACCAAUCAAAGCGUGACUUCUUCCUCGGUCUUUUUCUUGAGCUUGCAGAAGAGAGAGAGUUACCAGCAGGACCAGAGGAAGGAGGAUUUGGGAUGUCAUAUGACCUUCUCUAUGGAAGAGCGGGUUUCCUUUGGGCUGCUCUGUUCCUAAACCGAUAUCUCGGCCAAGGAACUGUUCCUGACCAUCUCUUAUCACCCAUUGUUGCAGCCAUCUUAGCCGGUGGGCGAGUUGGAGCUGCAGAUCAUGAAGCUUGUCCUCUGUUAUACAGGUUUCACGGAACGCGAUUUUGGGGUGCUGCGAAUGGAUUAGCUGGAAUCUUGUAUGUAUUGCUGCAUUUUCCACUAUCGGAAGAGGAUGUUAAAGAUGUUCAAGGGACAUUGAGGUAUAUGAUGAGUAAUAGGUUUCCGAACAGCGGAAACUACCCGUGCAGCGAAGGGAAUCCGAGGGAUAAGCUAGUCCAAUGGGCUCAUGGAGCAACCGGCAUGGCCAUUACUUUGGCUAAAGCAUCUCAGGUGUUUCCCAAGGAAAGGGAUUUCCGCGAAGCAGCCAUUGAAGCAGGAGAAGUAGUGUGGAAGAGUGGCUUGGUGAAGAAGGUAGGUUUAGCUGAUGGAGUUGCUGGUAAUGCCUACGCUUUCUUAUCCCUUUAUCGCUUAACCGGAGAUGUUGUAUAUGAAGAGAGAGCAAAAGCGUUUGCGAGUUACUUGUGCCGUGAUGCGAUAGAGCUCGUGAAUAUGACAAGCCAAGAAACAGAACAUGAUUAUUCGCUAUUCCGGGGACUAGCUGGACCAGUAUGCCUCUGGUUCGAUCUUGUGUCGCCGGUAGAUUCUAAGUUUCCUGGUUAUGAGAUAUAAUUUAAAACCAGGUAACCGUAGGUUCUUUUAUGACUAUCUCUUUGUGAAAGGAUCUUAGGUUCUCCGGUUUAUUCCACUUUCUAUAAUCUAUUGAAGUAACUUGAGAUUUGGGAGAAACAUUCAUAGAAAACAAGAAUAAAAGUAACAUGAAAAGAUCAGCUUAAUGGUUUAAACGGUAUUGGUAGUAUCACUCAGACAACGGAGAAUGCAACCGAGACCAGCUCUCUCUGUUAGUUUCUCGUGAAUCAUCAAACACUGUUCGCAUGUGGGUUCGUCACCAGUCGAAAGACCUCUGUACAAGUACCUGAUCCACACCAUUUAAGCAAACAAAACACUGCUUCCACAUCACGCUAAUUAAAAGCUAGCAGAGCAAAAGGCAAGAGACUUACUUCAUGAGAAUGUCGUAAUACUCGGCAGUAAGAGAAUUUAACAUUCCUUCGAUAUCCUUUAUCGCCAUGAUAGCUCUGUGCACAACUAUCCAAUUAGCUGACUGCAAUUUCACAGAUAUUUAUCAUAAAUUACACAAUCUUUUUGAU